GAAAAAAAAGUUUCUUUCAUUUCACUUUCACUUUGCCUCCUUUUUCAUCAUCGUCCAGUCUCACUUGAUUUUGAGCAAAGUGCCAAAGUGCCUAAGUAACUUAGAUAAUUAUUUCGAGUUUACCAUUUAUACUUUGUUGGUCAGUUAUUUAUGUUGAAUGUUAAAACAUAGUUGAUCAGUUUUGCUCAAGUGUGUUGAUUGGUUGAUCCAAGCUUAGCUUGGCUUUUUUUCUCGUCAUAAAUUCAUAGUGUUUCCCAGUUGAACUGAAUUGAACACAAUCGUUAACCAUGAAGUUAUUAAAAUUAUCAAGUUGCUUGCUCAUCACCUUUUUGUGCAGCCAAACUGUUUCAAGUCAAUUUUUUGAUCCCUCACAGUUUACCAAUAGUGACCCACGUCAAUCACCUUUACCGUCAAACUCACCUCAACACUUCCCUUCAUUUGACCGUGGAUUAUUUGGUUCACAAUCAUCUUCACCUUUUCGUUUUUUCCACUCACCCUCAUCACCCUCAUCUUCAAACCUUCAAACAAUCCAAUCAGGUGACCCUUCAAACCCAAGUUUCACUCGAUUCGGAUCCUUCUCAAGGCCUUUAACCUCAGCACCAGAAGGUUUACCAGCCGAUGAAAUUUCAGCUCUUAACGAAGCAAACUCUCGGUUCAUCAAUCCAUUCACACAACCUCAAGCCCAGUCAUUGCCUCAACUCAACCCAAGACCCAGUCAACCCCCAUCAGACUCUGCCUUUACUGGGCCUGGCAACUUCAACAGUCAACCCUCACCAUUGGGUUUACCUUCACCUCAACCAGCCUCACCAUUAGGGUUGCCUCAACCCAAUGAGGAGAGACGCUUCAACGGUGAACCCGGGGUAGUUUAUGAGGAAAAUGAAAAUGCUGAACUUUCAUCGCAAGGUCAACCACAAUUUAGACCUCAAUUUAGACAGCAACAUUCAUCUCAACCUUUUGUGAACCCAGAAUUUUUCGGCUUUGGCAAUCAGCAACGUCCACCCACCUCUGGUGAACAAGCUCGACCUCAGUUGCCAAUACCACAGCCUCAAGAGCAACCUCAACCUCAACCUCAGUCUCAGCUAUUCCAACCCCAAGAGCAGCCUAGAUCACAGUUUGCACCACCUCAAGUACCCCAGCCACAGUUGAACCCACAACUCGAAGCAAACAAUCAGCCACAACUCUCACCUGAAACUCAAUUCCAACCCCAACCUCAAACAUCUCAGCCUCAGUCACCACAAUUAGCUGUCCAACCUCAGCCACAGUUUUCAGCUCAACCACAGUUUCAACAUCAACAUCAGCAUCAACCUCAACCUCAACCUCAACCCCAACCUCAACCUCACAUACCUCAACCACAAACACAGCCAGAACUUCAAUUUCCUCCUCAGCCUCCAUCAAACCCACAAUUUCAAUUCUCAUCUCAGUUUCAACCACAAUCCCAGCCUCAACCUCAACCUCAACCCCAGUCACAACCCCAGCCACAGCCACAACCACAACUACAACCUCAACCACAGUUUCAGUCAAAUUUCCAAUUCACUCCUCCUCAACUUCAACCACAGACUCAACCACAGGCUCAACCACAACUUCAGCCCGAG
Molecule: messenger RNA, 1592 nt
Organism: Tetranychus urticae (two-spotted spider mite)
Lineage: Eukaryota; Metazoa; Arthropoda; Arachnida; Trombidiformes; Tetranychidae
Cellular component (GO): extracellular region
Molecular function (GO): chitin binding
Source: RefSeq, a predicted model, not a curated record